Gaeumannomyces tritici R3-111a-1 is the source of this 4381-nucleotide messenger RNA. RefSeq lists its product as hypothetical. NCBI's taxonomy places the organism in Eukaryota, Fungi, Ascomycota, Sordariomycetes, Magnaporthales, Magnaporthaceae. The coding region runs from base 1 to 3015 and encodes 1004 amino acids. The record is from RefSeq and is a predicted model, not a curated record. The transcript has 3 exons.
AUGCCUCCUCCCGAGGGGGUGUACAAGGAGUCGCGGGUGUACCAGUACCGGUCGGAGCGCUCGCCCUCGCCGCUCGACGAGUCCAGGUACGACAGGACAGUGCACCGGUACAAGGUGACCCCCAACCGCACCGAGCGUGUCGUCGAGCGGGUGGAGGAGUAUGACGACGACUAUGACCGUCGCUUCCGCUCCGGCGACUACCCAGGUCGCUCCGACGCCCUUGACGUGGAUCGCCGGGAUCGCUACAUACCCGAGCGCCCGCGCUCCGCCUACGAGCCCCGCAACACCAGCACCGUCGAGCACAAGCACGUAACCAAGCGCGACUACGACGGCGACGGCGUCGCCGACGACGUCGAGAUCGUUCGCGAAUCCCGUAAGUAUGACCACGACCGCGGCGCCGAGACCAGCCGCCAGGUCGUCGAGCGCAUCGAGCGCGAGCCCGGCGACCCCUACGGGCCCGAGGUCAGGUCCCGGGUCGAGCGAAAGGUGGUCGAGCACACGGGUGACCGUUACGACCGUGGUCCGCUGUCCCCCCACGAUCGCGAUCGCGACUGGGACCGCCACUCGCGCACCGGCUGGGAACGCGAUUACGACCGCGACACCGACGUCCGCGUGGAGAAGCGUGUCGAGCGCCGCGAGGACGGCGAUGUCAAGGUUGAGCGCCGCGUCGAGGAGCGCCGUGAGGACGCUUACGGCGGCGAGGUUGUGGGCUACCGCAAGGAGACGGAAAUCUACGAGCCCGCUGGGCCCACCUCCCCCAUCCAAGUCACCCCUGUGGUCAUCCGCUCGCGUCCUAUAGAGCAAAAGAUCAUCUUCCAGGAGGCCCCGCCCCCGGCCCCGCUGGUCGUACGCGAGCAGCGGGAGCAGCGCACCUAUGGAGACGACGAGUACUACUACCGCCGCUCCGAGGCCCGUGAGGUUGGCCCCUAUCGCGGCCGCGACGUCCGUGAGGAAGAGUAUUCCGUUGAGCGCCACAGGGACGAGCGCCGUCCUGCCCGUCGUGAGUACAAUGACGACGAGGACUACUACGUCAAGAAGAAGACCACGGUUGUGCGCGAGCGUAGCUCCAGCGCCGACCAUCACCGCAAGCGCCACUUGGCCGAGGGCGCCAUAGCAGGAGCCGGUGCUGCCGCCCUCCUCGCUACCCGCCGCGGCGAUAACGGUGGUAUACAGGAGAACCGCGGCCGCAAGGUGAUCGCCGGUGCUGCCCUCGGCGCCCUGGGGACAGAGGUCUUCAAGCGUGCCCGCAGCGCAUACAAUGAGCGCUACGUCGAGGAGGAGCGCGUGCGCGGCCGGUCGCGGACCCGGUCGAGGUCCCAUGGCCGCGACCGGUCCAUGUCGCGCACGCGGUACAUCACCAGCAGCAGUGCCGACAAGGACGACAGGCACUCCAAGCUCAAGACGGGCCUGGGCAUUGCUGCCGCCGCCCUGGCUAUCGCGGGAGCCACCAAGUAUUACCAAGCCUCCAAGAUCGAGAAGGAAGAAGGGGCGAGGGGCCGUAGCCGCCGCCGCUACUCCUCGGAUGGCUACUCGCGCUCGACGUCGCGCAAGCGCAGUCGCAGCCGUGCCGCAAGCAUGGCCAAGGCCGCCGCGGGCACCGCUGCCGUUGCCGGCAUCGUGAAGCACUUCCGCGACAAGUCCAAGGCCAGGGACGGCAGCGGGUCGCGAUCCCGGUCGCGGUCGCGGCUGCGAACCGGCGCCCAGAUCGUGGCCGCGGGCUUGGCCGGCGCUGGCGCAAAAAACCUAUACGACCGCCACCAAGAUAAGAAGGAGCGCGAGCGGUCGCAGUCGGCGGCCCCGCGUUCGGGCGAGAGCAAGCGGUACAGCAAGAACCGCAGCCGCAGCCGCAGCCGAAGCAGCUCAGAGUUUUCAGACCGCGACCGCCGCCGCCGGUCCCGGUCCCACAGCAGGUCGAACGCCCACCACAGACCGAAACCCCUCCCCUAUGCCGACUCCGGAAGAGCUGACCCCGAACUAGGUAUGGUUGAGUACGGGAACGAUCCCCUCGGCCGGAACGACCGCCGCGGGGGAGGAGGGGCAGUUCCGGUCGUGGCCCGCGCCGGCACCCGCGGCGUCGCCAGCGACUACGAUUCGGCGGCCGAGGAAAGCGACCGAUCCAGGCUCCGCCACCGCCGCGGCGGCCGGCGCGCGUCGAGCUCUGCGAGUUCGUCCGACAGGGAGCCCAAGGAAGUGGAGAAGAAGCGGAGCAGGAGUCGGAUCAGGGAGAUGGCAGCCGCGGGCGCGGGCGUCGCGGCGGCGGCCAUCGGGCUCAAGACAAUUCAGAAGCAUCGAGAAAAGUCCAAGGAGAGGGAGAAGGAGGAAGAGGAUGCGGAUAAGCGCGAGCGUGAGCGCGAGCGUGAGCGUGAUCGUGACAAGAGGGAUGCUCGUGAACGAGACCGUGAACGGGACCGUGAACGGGACCGUGAACGGGACAGAGACCUUGAUCGAGACCAUGUCAGGGAUCGUGACGACCGCGGACAUGACGACCGGAGAGAUAGAGAUAGAGAUAGCAUCAGGGAGCAGAGGGCGAAAGACAGGGAGCGAAGAAGGUUCGCGGAUGAGGCGACAGAUGACGGCUACGACAGCCACGACGACUACUACCACGGCCAUCGUCACCAGCAACACUCUCCACCACACGCCUCUGGUGGCUUCCGGCCAGGGCCUGCAAUGUCGGGAACCGCCGGAGGGGUCGCAGCAGCCGGUCCCGGCGCCUUUACCCAGCACCCAAACGUGGUAUCAACAAACCUGUCGGAUUUCGAGUUUCCGCAACGCCCAAACGGGGCAGCGACGCCCACGGGCAUCCCAUACCCGCCAGCAGGGCCCCCUCCGCCCCCAGGGCCCCCUCACCAGAUGGGCAUGGGAAUGCCUCCCCCGACAAACAUGGGACCACCCCCCACAGUACCGAUGCCGCCGUACCCCACGGGCCCGCCGCAGGGACAACCGAUGCCGCCGCCCCCAGCGGGUUACCCGCCUACUCACCCCGGGAUGAAUCCCCACGGCGACCAAAUGGUGUAAAUCCACGAGGCCGCCGCCACCGCUCGUCUUCGCGGCCCAAAUCCCGCGCAUCAUCCAAAGCGUCCUUUGUCUCUGAUGCCCACAGUCCGACGGACAUGGAUUCUCCUCAGCCGCAGGCCGAGGCUGCAAAAUCCGUCAUAUUCAUCCCACUCAGUCCCAAGUCUUCGCAGACGCUGAAGCGACACCACAAGGAGUCGGGAGCCAAACCAGACGACCAAAAGAUAGACCCUAUAGGCCCUGCGCGCGAUCCAGCCGACAGCCAGCAGCUCGUACCACACUCUGCCUUCCCGCACUACUCUGAAGACAAGGCCUCCGCAUCCUCAAGCGCUCCACCAGAGCCCCCACAUCACCGGCGGCGGUCCGGGUCGGACGCGUCCGAUCGCGCGCUCAGCUCACGGCGCCGACACGGGCCCAGCUCGUCUGCCAAGGAUGAUGACGAGGUGGUAAUCGAGUCGCUCCCGGACCGGUUCGACUCGCACGGACGUCCGCUUGACCAGCCGUCACGCCCGGCAUCGAGGCGAGGAGACUUUGAGUACAGAAGCCAGCGGCCCGACGGCUUCCAGGCGCACGGCCAGUGGGGCGUGGCGGGUUCCGAUGGUGAGGCUGUCGAGAGGACAGCGCGCCAGAUACAGGGCCUGCUUGAGGGGAAAAGCGGCUGGCUCGGCAUGCUGGGCGGCCUGCUUGGCGCUACGCUAGGCAGCGCGGAUAAGAGAAUCGACGAUGACGGCCGGGAUGAUGCGGGGCCGUCGGACGGCGGGAGGGAGAGGAGGCGGGACCGCGACCGCGAUCGCGGCAGGGACCGACACAGCGACAAGGACAAACGCGAGGAGAGGCGCAGGGACAAGGCGUGGACUCAACCGGUAGGCGACGAGGAGGAGGAGGAGAUCCUAUACGGCGGCGGCGAUUACAGAGAGGCUGACGACGAGGUGGGGCACGGGCAUGGACAUGGACACGAUCACGAUCACGGCAGGCACAGGCGCGAGAAGCGAAGGAGGGAUCGGGAGCGAGAGAGGGAACGGGACUGACGACGAAACUCGGAUCAUCUGACGACUUGACGACCACGAUCUGCUUUUUGUUAUCUUUGGUUAAACGUUUUGUUGUUUGGUUUUGUUUAUCGCGCAUUGGCUUAUAUCCAGACUGAAGAGCUAUUUCCGUUGCGUUAUCAGACUUGAGAUGGGGCAUGGAUAUUGCGAGAUUUUCUGUUUCCUGCUUUCCUGCCAGACAAGACGUUGUGUCUCGACACUUGGACAUUUUCUUUUUUUAUCACUUUUAUGAGCCUACAACGCCGCCAUGAUAUUACACUACGAUGCGAUGAUAAUCAUAAGGAAAAUAAAACUGGCACUGGAACUCUCGUCUUCCCAUCUCA